Molecule: messenger RNA, 870 nt
Organism: Linnemannia hyalina
Lineage: Eukaryota; Fungi; Mortierellomycota; Mortierellomycetes; Mortierellales; Mortierellaceae
Source: the annotation of a GenBank genome assembly
AUGUUCAUGAAAGCCCUCGCCUCGAUCGCCCUCCUGGCUGCCCCCCUGCUCGUCAGCGCCUACGAGCCCGUCACUUGCCAAAAGAACGCCACCCAGAACAUCAUCACCUCCAUCACCUCCGCCGAUGACUUCUGUACCAUGCUCCCCGGAUACGGUGUCUACCCCGUCGCCCCCAACGAAGGUUGCGCCUCCGUCUACUGUUACGGCGCCGCCUCCAAGCUCGGACCCCCCAUGCCCAAGGGCUACAUCCUCUCUGCCAACUAUGCAGUUUCGCCCAACAACUCGUAUGUCCAGGUGACGGGAUGUAUCGAUUCAUCCGUUUGGGGUCAGAACCCCACUGAUGAGGGUGGUCAGAUGGAUUCCCAUGGGUGGCCUUACAGCUGUCAGGGAUGGAAGAAGUUUGUUUCGUUGAUCGAGCCUGCUUCCAACACUUACUGUAUUCGCUGCUGUGCCGAGGAUAACAACAUCGAUUGCAACACCAGCAUCUCGACACACGGCUGCUGGAACGUCGUCCCCGGUCUGUACCAGAUGGCCGACGGCUCCGUUUGCGCCCCUCCCGCAGGCUCUAACGUCACCGCAGUCCCCACAGUUGUCAGCCCCACCAUCGCCGCCCCCACCUCCGUCGCUGGCGGCGCCACUGUCCCCGUUGCCACCGGUACCGGUGCUGGCGCUGUCCCCACCGGCACUACUGGCACUGGUUCCAGCGGAAGCAGCAGCGGCAGCGGCAGCAGCAGCGGUUCCUCGACCACCAAGCCUUCAGUCAGCGCUGGUAACAGCACCAGCGGUGCUGCUCGUGGAUUGGUCGCUUCGAACGUUGAGGUCUUGGGUGCCCUUGCUGCUGUUGCCAUUGCCUUUACUGUUGGCUUGUAA